AUGAUCGUCGACGCUACAUGGUUGUUUCACCCUCAUCUCCGGCUGAGCGUACGGAUAUGCGUCGACAACGAGCUAUCAAUGGAGUGCCGUCUGGAUACUGAGCCAGGGAUAUCCAUGGCCUCCACAGCCCCGAGACUCGAGACCGCCGCCAGCAGAGAGGCAACAAACAGGGCCCCUUCCAAGGAACCCACGCAGAUCAGGAACAGAAAGGCAAAAAAAAAAGCAGAAACGAGAAGAAGCAAAGAACAAGAGGCAAAGAAUCUCGCUUCUUCGUAUCUUCCCAUUCGAAUAUCAAAAUCCCAACCAGAGAUCGAAGUUUAA
Messenger RNA from Trichophyton verrucosum HKI 0517, 321 nucleotides. RefSeq lists its product as uncharacterized. The coding region runs from base 1 to 321 and encodes 106 amino acids. Lineage: Eukaryota; Fungi; Ascomycota; Eurotiomycetes; Onygenales; Arthrodermataceae. The record is from RefSeq and is a predicted model, not a curated record. The transcript has a single exon.